AUGUUCAACUCAAAACGUUUUUUUCAGCACGAUUUCCAUCAUGCUCUAAUUCCGGUCUCGCAGGGGAAAUCUUCCUCCUAUGUUUCGCAUAAUUCCGAAAUCGGUGAAUGAAAAUGGACGCUUUUGCCCAGCUAGUCCGGCACCGCGAACAGGCGGCGCGGAAAAUCAAGGUCCACAAGACGUACAUCAACGAGGAUCCGAACGUGGAGGAUGUCACGCACUGCCCUAAGUGCUGGUCGCGGAACCAGCAGAGUUCCGUCCGGUACAUGUACAUCAACUUGAACGAAGCGAUCUACAAGUGCGAGUCGGCGAGCUGUAUGUACCCGUUCCGAAAUUUCAAGUUCAAAAAUUACACCGACAAAACGGUUUAUUAUUACACGGCGUUGGACGCAGAGGAAUCGGCGGUGGCUGCGCCGGUGUUGGAUGACUUCUUGGAAGUGAGUUCGCCGAGCAAGGGUCAAUCGUCGCCGGUUAAAGGGCAGGUGGGUGCCAACACUUCGCUGUUCGAUUUCAACCUGGACUGUUUCUCGCCGGAGAAGGUCGCUUCGGGAUCGUCGCCGUUGAGCAAUAUUAAAACGCCGGAUCGGAACAUUUUUGGGAGUCCGUCGUUGCUGAAUUUGGUGAAGGACUUUGACACUGGAUUUAUUGACGAUAUUUUGUCGGAGCUGGGUGGCGGGGCGGGUUCCCCGGAGAAGCAAUCUAGUCCGGUCGUCCGGGUGACCCCGCCGAAGCCGGUUGCAACUAGCAAGCAGCUCAAGCGAUGUCUGCAAAUGUUCCAGCAGAAGACAGAGGUGGGGGAUGUUCAGAGCGUUUUCAAAGUACCUCCGGUUCCGGGCACGGAACCGCCAGUUUCACCAAAGAGCAAGACUCGAAAGAGUCCCGGCGAGCAUCGCCGGCGGCACAAGCACCCGCGACGGCCAAAGCACAGCUCGUCCAGCAGUGCCGUGUUGGACGGUCCGCUGUCGUCGGAGCAGAUUCUUCAAAAGAGUCGACUUUCGCCGCUGCAAUUUAUCGAAUCGCUCAAUAGUAGGAAACCGCCGGACGGCGGCACCAAGGAACCGACCCCGACUCCCGUGCCGGGCAUCAAGCGGUUGGGCAACCAGAAGGUCGAACGCAUGCUGAACUUUAUCGAGCGCAGCAUGAAGAAGCGCACGCCGGGGACGGAAUCGCCGUCGACAUCCUCCGAUGACCGGUCGCCGUUGAAGCGAGCGAACCAGUUUACCUCGGCGCGACGAAAGGACACGCGAAAGUUGUCCCUGUCGGCAGCGGUGCUGCAGGAUUCGCAGUUUCGGUACGAAGGGGGCGCUGAAGAGGAGUGCGCGGAACCGGUCGUCGCUGCGAGUCCGGAGAAGGAGGUGCCACCGUCGCCGCCGAAACAACAAGCGGAGGCGCCGCCGCCCGUGCUGCCCUCGUUCGACGAGCUGAUUGACUUUAUUCACCCGCCCAAUCCGAGUGACCCUCGGUGGAAUCACGCGGCGUGAUCGCCACACCAAAUUGUGUUCAAAUACCGUCAAGUAUUGGGGCUAGCUUAAUUUUUUUCGCUUUAGAUGAAUUGAAAUAAACUUGAACUGAUAGAAGAA
Culex quinquefasciatus (southern house mosquito) is the source of this 1580-nucleotide messenger RNA. RefSeq lists its product as uncharacterized. The transcript has 2 exons. The record is from RefSeq and is a predicted model, not a curated record. Bases 108 to 1481 code for a protein of 457 amino acids. Lineage: Eukaryota; Metazoa; Arthropoda; Insecta; Diptera; Culicidae.